AUGGCAUCCUCAUCUUCAUCAUGCUCGCCAUCAUCGUCAGCAGUAACAAUCCCGACGCCAGGCAAGUCUAUCCUCAAGAAACCGCCACCGCCGCAGCAACCCUUCUUCUCACUUGCCCGCCUCUCCAAGCUCCUGCCCACGCAGAACCAGCCGCAACCUGCCAGCAGCGUCGUCGACGAUGAGAAGGCGCUUAAACGAGCCCAUUUUAUUCUACCACAGCUCGUCACGGUCUACCCGAUCUCUGCACAGAACCCCCCGUAUAGUCCCAGCCUUAAGGAGGAGAAGAAGACUGUAGAACAACGGGAGGCGGAGAGAAGGAAGCGGAUAGUGAGGGGAAACUCCUUUGGACCCGACUCGGCCGAGACGGAGGACUGGUGGAGUCUCGAUAGGGUGGAAGCGUUCUACCGGGAGUGCUGCGAGGGGAGAGAGGAGACUCCCAAUCCUGCCAUUUCAGCAGCGUUCAAGAGAGCUGCGCACACGAAUCCCCGCUCGCUCGAUCUGUCCGGUGUCCAACUGAAUCUCACCGUGGCAGCAAUCCUAUCCGACGUGUUCACGAUCGAAUGGGGCUUGCGCAAGCUUGUGUUCCGCGAAUGCGAUUUAGAUGAACAUAUCCUCAAACCCAUACUUCACGCCCUCCUGAUACCUCAAUCACUCACGUUCCUUUCUGUCGCGCUAAAUCGGAGGCUCAAGGCUCCUGCGUUCAGGCUGAUCGGCGCAUAUGUCGCAAAGGCCAAAAGCCUUCAAUUCCUAGAUAUCUCGCAAAACGCGCUGGAUAAGAAGAGUGUAGAGUAUAUCGCGGCUGCGCUGCCUAUAGCGUCCAACGCGGGACUAGAAUCCAUCAAGAUGGAUGACUGCUCCUUACGCCCCGCGGCUCUGGAAGCUUUAGCCCAUGUCGUUCGGAACUCCUCCCUGAAACACAUCUCCCUGCGCCACAACCGUAUAACACAAACGGGCGCCGUCGCGCUUGCGCUGAUGAUCAAGGACUACCCCGAUGCAGUGGCCGCUAAUACCAGCUUAAGUUCCAACCCCACCUCCCCAACGUCCUCUCCCAAGAGCACCGCCUCCAGCCUGCUCUCACCGCCCGCAACACCCACGAUAUCCUCCAUGUCUCUCCCCAGCGUCUCGUCCCACCCAACGCCGCCGCCCGCACCUCGCACCGGCCCGCUCCCGCCGCCGCCCAGGCACCCCGCAGCUGCUCCCGCGGUGCCGCAGACGACGUAUACGCCCUACGUGCCCCGCUCGCGGCGCGGAGGUCCGCAGGCGCCGAGUAAAAUCAACACCAACGUCCUGCGGGACAACAACGGGAACCCGCUGUCUUCCACUGGGGAGCCUGUGCCCCUGAUCACGUCGUCCGCGCAGGGCGGCGUGACGACGCGGCAUCCGGUUGCUAGUAAUAGUGCGCAGGGUGGGCAGAACCCGAAGAAUCACCACGAUCAUGGUCCGAGCGCGGCGUUGCUGGAUAAGGUGAGGGCUCUGGAUACGUUGCCCAGGCUUGGGGCGCUACGUACGCUGGAUCUGAAGGGCAACGAUAUCCGGGGAGGCGUGAAUUAUAUUGCUCAGGUGCUCAAGCGGAACCGGACUCUGAAGGUGCUGAAUUUGAGCGAGAACAAGCUUGACGUGCAAUGUUUGGUCGUCAUAGCUGAGGCUCUUAAAUACAAUUCAUGCUUGGAGACGCUGGACUUGAGCAAGAAUCCAUGCUGCGGGCCUGGUUUAGAAGGGAUUCAAUCAUUAAGGACAGCCUUCACAUUGAACACGGCCCUGAAACGGCUCUUCCUAUCAUCUACAGGCAUGACUUCAGCAGGUGCCAUUGCAUUAGCGGAGUUCCUCCCUGAGUCCCAAUCGCUUCUGCACCUGGACCUCACCGUCAAUAAUCUCGACCUUGCGGGUGUGAUGGCGCUGAGUUCGGGCCUUAAGGCUAACCAUACCAUGCGGUGCUUAGACCUGAAUAUUCCCCCGGGCGAUGAGGAAAUGGCUAGGUGCGUAAUCUCUGAACUCAGAGACGAAGAGGCUGAACGGACCUCCAACGGAUCCGCCGCCUACUCUGGCAGCGGCAGGGGGUUGGGCAAAGGUGUAUGGGGCCUCAUUGAAGAGAGCGAGCUGGCUAAGACGAUCCGUAAGGACGAGGAGAAGAAGGUCGGAACCGACGUCCUUGUCCGAGCGUACGCGUGUAGAGCGGAGUUGGAGGAACAGCUCUCCCGCCUCUCAUCAUCAUCCAUCUCGCCAGUUUCGGAGGCCGCUUCGCAAGACGUGGACAUCGAGGUCGUCAUGAAAGUGAAGGACGUUAUGACCCCGCUUACUACCUUGAUCGAAACUACUGUGGAUCCGACACGCCUGGAGGAGCUGCUCGGCUUGAACGAUACCCUUAUGGAGCUUUUACGGCGGACUCCCAACGGGCAGCAAGCUUUGCAGGAACUGGGACUGAUCACGGGCGCUCCAGCUCAAGGUCAGACCGCCAAGGAAGUCAGCAUCACUAUUCCCAACGGGCACGCGAAUGAGGGUGGACAUGGGGAGCCUACUGAAGACGAAGAAGAGGAGGAAGCUCUGGCUACGCCCAAGAUCGACAAGGGUAAAGGUCGAGCAGAGCCCGAGCCGGAAGAGCCCGAGAAGAUACUUAGUCCGACGAAGUUCCUGAUAUCGGAGUCGGACGACGAAGACGACGACGAGGAACGUAACUUCGUAGCCGGUGAACCCGACAAUAUCGGGGCACCUUCUCCAACCGAUAGAUCGAAGAGCUGGGUCGAAGAGGAAGGUGAGAUCUUCCGCAAAGGGACCAUUCUCCUAGGCCCGGAAGAAAUGGAGGGAGAAUUUGCGGGAGAGGAACUCCGCAGAGAGCUCCUGGAAGUCGAAGUAGAAAGACCACCACCCCGCCCUAUCGUAGACGACUUCGGCAUGGAGAUACCACCGGCUGAUGGGCAUAUGUCCCCUAAACCCGGAGGCCCUGAGGAAGUAAAAGCAGCCCCGAGGCCGUACAUCCCCCGAAGGACCUCUACUUCCUCAAUGGUGUCUAUAAAGACACAAAGCCUUGUGUCACCACGUCCAGGUGCAGAGGGCGAGACAACCUCGAUCCCUGCGCCUUCCACUGCAAGCCCUGUCUCGGCUGCGUCUCCCGGGCCUGUCCCGUACCUUGCGAGACGGUCGUCUGCUCAGUCAAUUGAGACGCGGUGA
Messenger RNA from Gloeophyllum trabeum ATCC 11539, 3165 nucleotides. Its product is annotated as RNI-like protein. Lineage: Eukaryota; Fungi; Basidiomycota; Agaricomycetes; Gloeophyllales; Gloeophyllaceae. Bases 1 to 3165 code for a protein of 1054 amino acids. Gene Ontology annotation, molecular function: protein binding. The record is from RefSeq and is a predicted model, not a curated record. The transcript has 12 exons.